AUGAGAGACGUUGUGAUCCCUUAUGAAGACUUCACGGUUCGCCCAAAUUAUCCAUACAGUAACCUGAGCUCCCGCGAUGAGCAUUUGUUCGAACCAGCUUCAAUAAUUACACAACUUUUCAACCCUGCUGGGCCAGGACCAGUGUGUGUUAUUCGGAAUCCCAAAAUGACAUGGAUGGACGCCAACAGACCUGAAUACCUCGUCAGCGACUUUGGACCGAUUGGUCUAUUCAACUUAUUUCGAUAA
This is a messenger RNA of Cooperia oncophora, 246 nucleotides long. Lineage: Eukaryota; Metazoa; Nematoda; Chromadorea; Rhabditida; Trichostrongylidae. The record is from the annotation of a GenBank genome assembly.